GGGGAAAGCAGCCAGGGAGGUCGGGAGAUGGACGGAAACUGCUGGGGAUGUGAGAAGCCUGGGGCACUAACUGGAGUUGUUAUUGACUUGCGCUAGGAAGAAGAACCACUAUAGUGUUAACUGUAAUGGGCAGAAUGGCCCUUUAGUCACCCUUCCUGUGGCCUAACACUUGGACACUGUCACUUAAGAGGCCCCUCACAUCUACGCAGGAGAUGUAUGUGAGGUAGAGAGUGGGAAUCCUCAAUGAUGAGAAACCACCACCCGUCCCCCAAACUGGAGGCCACUGCUAAUUCUUUCAUUCUAUGCAUAAGACAACUGUGUGUACUGUAAUUUUACAGAUGAUGUCAAUGUAAAAUAGCAUGACUCUGGUUUUGGAUCUCAACUUUUUUCUAUGCAUAAUUAAGUGUAUUUAAAAUGAUUUAAAAUAAAUUAUGAGUCAUACCUCAGCCUUUCUUAACCAGUGAGAUGAAAUGUGAUGUGUCAAAAUUGAGUUAAAUCCAUAUUCUCUGUGGAUGUGCUUUUGACUUGCACAUAAGGAAAAGCAGGCAGGCAAAAGUGAGGCAGUUUCACACACUGUAUUGACAUUCAACAACGAGAAGGUCAGAGUAGGGAGUUGAUGUCAAUAUGUUCAUCCUGUACCGCAAUAAAGCUGUCCCGGCAACUGCAAUCCCAGCUGCCAUUUCCCCUCCUUUGGGUGAGAAAUGAGCCAUUCAGACCCUCAGCUCUUUAGCUAUGAAAACACCAUGCUUUAAGAAAGAUUUGGUUUUCAAUAUCAAUAUAAUCUAGGUUUCAGGCUUGGAAGAUAAAAUUUCCACACCAGAUAGGGCUUUAUUUGACAAAAACAGUAAGAGAUGACAGCUGAGAUUUCUGCCACAUGAAAAUUACCGAAUAAUUGCAUGGCAGGUGUCAUCAUUCUGAAUAUCAUAAAGUGAGUUUAGCACUCCAUUUUGCUUUCCAGUAUUUUACUGGGGAUGCUUUUCUUGGGGUUAUCAAGCAGUUUUAAAUGUUGGGAAAAUGUAAAAAGAGAGAGUAGACAUAAACAACAAUGGAAAAGGUAACACUUCACUAUAACAUUGCACUAUGUAUGUUCCAUUUUCCCUCAGGGAAACUACCGUAGAAUGGGCAAAAUCCUUCAGAAACGGGAGCCCACAAUGACCUCAACUCCUGCAGGCCUACAUGUUUUUUUAUCUCUGCCAGACCCACUGUCAAUUUUUUUUUUUUUUUUUUUUUGAGACGGAGUCUCGCUCUGUCGCCCAGGCUGGAGUGCAGUGGCGCGAUCUCGGCUCACUGCAAGCUCCGCCUCCCGGGUUCACGCCAUUCUCCUGCCUCAGCCUCCCGAGUAGCUGGGACUACAGGCGCCCGCUACCACGCCCGGCUAAUUUUUUAUAUCACUGUCAAUUUUUUAAAAGUCAGCUUGGAAAAAAUGAGAGAAUUUAAAAAAUUAACAACUAUUUCACAGUUGGUUCCUAUCUCUACUCAGUAUUACCCAAUUUAAAUUUUAUGUUGGUUUUCCAUCCAUUCCCCAGGCGCUUUCACAGAGCGGCCUGCCAGAGGCCAUUAGCACACACCCCUCACAAAUGGAGAAGCAGCGGCAUUCAGAUUCACCAGGAGCUGGACUGGCAUUUGCACUCACUCAGUUCACCUGGUGAUUGGCAAGCUUCUCUACUCUGAGUCGUGGUCACUUCCCUUCAGAAUAGAAUGUGGGGAACAACCUGAAGGGAUCGUGAUAAAAAAAGAUUGUCUUUGAUGUUGGAUGGGAUAUGCAAAUACGAAUGAGAAUAGGGUGCCUUAGUACUGUCAGAGUGUGCUGUGUUUUAUUUGGGAAAUGAGACAAAAUCUUCCCAUGAUCAGCCAUUCCAUGUGACAUCCCAACCCACACUCUGCUACUGACAUUUUAUCUCCCACUGAACAGCCUGGCUGUUGUAACAUUUUCAGGAUUCUUAAUUUAUGUCUUGCAGGAUCUAAAAUCAGAUGGCAGGAACUUUAAGAAAAUAACCAGUGUUGACAGGCACCUUAUAAAAGAAGCUGGUACACCUUAGUGCUGCUAAAAGUUAGAGAAUAUUCUUUCGUUUCUUCUUCCAAAAUAUGUCCAGAAGUCAGUGGGAUGGAGACAGUAGCUGUCCCAAAUCAUUUAAUUUCUCUUUUCAAUCUAAACUCUAUGAAAGGCUUUUUCUUUCACUCAAUAUUUGCUAGCGCCUGGGACUCAAGAAGGCUAAUGUCAAUGGAUCAUUUUCUUUUGAGGUAGUCGAACUUUUUGUCGUAGAAAAAUCUUCCUGAAUCUAUUCAGUAUCAAAACAUGGGGUGGGCCUGGCACGGUGGCUCAUGCCUGUAAUCCCAGCAUUUUGGGAGUCUUGAGUUUGGCAGAUCACUUGAGCCCAGGAGUUUGAGACUAGCCUGGGAAACAUGGUGAAACCCCAUCUCUACUAAAAAUACAAAAAAUUAGCCAGGCGUGGUGGCGCGCAUCUGUGGUUCCAGCUACCCGGGAGACUGAGGUAGGAGAAUCACCUCAGCCUGGGAAGUCAAGGCUGCAAUGAGCCGAGAUCACACCACUGUACUCCAGCCUGGGACAGAGUGAGACCCUGUUUCAAAAAGAAUUUAAAAAAAAAAAAAAAAAAAAGGAAAUCACUAGUCCCAAACCACUUAUCCUUGGAGAAAUAUGGACAUAAACCCAAAUUGCAUGUUCUUUCCAUUAUAUCACAGUGUCUCUUUGUAAAAGUGGCAACUUUGGGCUGGCUUACAUGAAUUCGCUGAAACCUUUACAACAUAUUGGCGGUGCUGAAUACUUGGGGCUCUUGAACGUAAGCCUGCAACCAGGAUGCUGGUGUACACCCUCACCCUGGAAUGCUCAGCCUUGAUCCUCCUCUUUUCAGAAUGGCUUCAUAUCUAUUUAUUUGUAACAUAGUGCUUAACAGUAGGAAGUCUUGAGCCAAAUGCCUAGCUCUGCCACUUAUCCCUGACCUGAGCAAGUUACUUAGCUUCUCCAGGCGUCAUUUUCCUGUAUUCUAAAAUGGAGAUGAUAAUAGCAUUUACCUUAUAGGAUUGUUGUGAAGAUUAAAUGAGUUUAGGGCAAUGCUAUAUAUAGGUUAGUAUCAUCCAUCAAUUUGCAACAUGAUUUCAUAAGUGCAUCUAGAAUAUGCUUGUGUAAACCUAUGGUUAGAUGAUGAAGCUAAGAAAAGCCUGAGUCCAUCCCUGGAGAGUAAGAAACUAGUAUACUCCUUUUACACAGUACCUUGCACACAGCACAGGCUUAACAGACAUAUUUAAAUUGAACUGAAGCGAAUACUACCAGAACUGAAAGUGGUAGUUCCAGAUCUUUCAGGCUCAAGGUCCAGAUUUUACAAGUGUUUCUGAUCACCCUCCCCCUACCUCAUUUAUCGCAAAGAGCAGAGGCCAGGAAAAGGAUGAAUAAUCAAUGACCUUAAAACUCAGGUGAGAAUAAAAACCAGUUCUGAGAAACCGUGUGACAUUUACAUCCUGGUACCUGAGCUUUAGAUCACUCUGCAUGUGUAUUUCCUCUGCACAAAGCCCAGGAGGCUACUUUUAUAUUAUUGGGGCAAAUCUCCCAACAGCCCUGGGUACUAAACAGCCUUCAGCAGGUGCUUCCAAAUUUUCUUAUUUGCUUCAACUCCCAGGUUGCCAGGGGAAGCUUGGCCGACAAGUCUAUACUCCUGGGCAGACUGAGCAACAGCAGGUGGUGGCUUCUGGAUAAGAGGUGCUCUAGGUCGGAAGGAAAUAAAUGAGACUACGAUCAGUUAAAGUUCGGUAAAGCAAGAGACGCCUUCAACCCGACGACCAGACGGUGGCUCCGCAGCACAGACUCUCUCGGAUGGUGGAAUUCCCAACCGGCUUCGAUGUAGCCCCGCCCCUACCCAGACCACGCCCACCAAUCACCGCCCUCUCCCCCCCAGGCCCCGCCUGGAGCCCGCCCCUCCUAAAGCAUGCUCCACCUGACUCCGACACUGCCGGGCUUAGUCCGCCGGGCUUAGUCCGUGGAGCGCUUGCGCAUUUCUUGAGUUGUCGUGGCACUGCCCAAAUCUGAAUGGGGGAAAGAGGGAACUUCAUAUUUCCUACAGACUCCGCCACAGCGACUUUGCGUGCUCUCUUAGAGCUGGUUUUGCCUUUCGUGGUCCUGAGAACCCUGGCUUUUGGUUCCCCAAUGCGGCUUAAGUGUGCAGGUUUUAAGUUAGGCGAUCUUCGGGCAGCCCUAGUCCCAGCACCGGGUCCUUGCGCUGAGUCUCGGGACCACAGCCGGGGAGGCGGGGUCCUUCUCUGGGGCGGUCGCGUUGGCAGCGGAUGCGGGAAGCCGGACUCUGGGCGUCAUGUACUACAAGUUUAGUGGCUUCACGCAGAAGUUGGCAGGAGCAUGGGCUUCGGAGGCCUAUAGCCCGCAGGGAUUAAAGCCUGUGGUUUCCACAGAAGCACCACCUAUCAUAUUUGCCACACCAACUAAACUGACCUCCGAUUCCACAGUGUAUGAUUAUGCUGGGAAAAACAAAGUUCCAGAGCUACAAAAGUUUUUCCAGAAAGCUGAUGGUGUGCCCGUCUACCUGAAACGAGGCCUGCCUGACCAAAUGCUUUACCGGACCACCAUGGCGCUGACUGUGGGAGGGACCAUCUACUGCCUGAUCGCCCUCUACAUGGCUUCGCAGCCCAAAAACAAAUGAGUUAGGCUGCAGAGGACUGGUUUGUUUUUUGGCAUAAACCCUUUGAAGUUCCUUUUUCAUUGUUAAAUUAAAAUUUUUUUUUUUACUUGGAUGGCUUAACAUUUUUGCAAGAAAAAUAGGAAGAUAUGAAGAUGAUGUUUUGGUUUGUUUAUGAAAUGCAUAUGGCUUGUCAGAGCUCAUUCGACAGUUAAAGCCAUUGUUUAAAGAAAUGGUGCUUUGCUCUGUGUUUGUGCUCCUGAUUUCCCUGGAGGUUCUGGAUGAAGGCUGAACACAGGCUUGUUAAUGUCAGUCUGUGCUGAGGACCUCAGGGACUUGAGGUUGCAUUUUUGAGCAUGGGGUGCAGGAGCCUUUCUGGAUUUGGAUGUGGCUAUGGAAAGAACACAGAAGCCAAGGUCAUGUGCAUGAAAUGAGGAGUUUGAGUUAGUCACCUCGGGGAUUUUUUCCAUUUUGCAGUAAAAUGUUAAAUUAAUGUAGCCUGCCUCUAUUUGUUGGGCAGGUAAUUUCAAAGGGUUAUUUGCCUCAUCUCCUAUCUUUAGUGAAAUCUUAUGUGUAAUUAUUCCACCGUGGGAACAGAGAAUACCUGUUUAGUGUUGCACUUUAGACUGGUGUCUGUUUUGUUAAUGCAGCUGUGCCACAAAUUCUCCUUUAUCUUUUAAAAAUGUUAUAGCUUUAAAUUUUGAUUUAUUUUGACUGUGGAAUAAAUACAUGAAUGAAAAAUUUUAAGUUUGAAGUUCUUUGAAUGACCUUUCAGAGUAAUUUCAGAACACCAGCAGCAUCUUAAACCUGAGUCUAAUUUCUUUCUUGUUAAUUAGGCACCAGAUAAUCUUUAUAAAAUGGUUCUUAAAAGUCUAGUAAUAGGAGUCUUAAUGGCAUAUUGAUGAUUACCACAUGGUUUUUUAUAAAAACCUGCCUGCCCCUUAGUGAAAGGUACCUGUAACUCACAGUUCAUUUAGACACUAAUUUCCUUUGCUGUCAUGAUUGGUAGACUUCACUUACCCUAUAUUAAUUUUGAAAAAAGGUGGAAUUUUAUUAUAUAUGAAGGAAUAGUUUGUAUCUUACCAUAGCACAGAACAGUGACCUCUUGCUCAGGAUAAGAUGUGGUGAUUUGAAAAUACUCAAUAGUAGCCUUGCAGUGAUAUCUCUCUCUCUCUCUCUCUGCAAAUCUAAAUUUUAUUCUCUGGUAUUUCCUCCAAGUUUUUAUUUUGAAAAUUUUCAGACUACAGAAGGACUAAGCAUAGUACAAUAUACACCUGUAUAUCCUUCACUUAGAUCACCAGUUAUCAAUAUAUUGGCACCUUUGCUUUUUCUUGUUCUCUCACACAGGCACACACAAUGCAUAUAUGCACACACACAUAGAUCUGUUUUUUGUUGAGUCAUUUAAGAUUGUUAGGGAAUUAUGAUAAAUCAGCCAUAGUACUUUAGCAGGUAUCUUCUGAGUAAGGACAUGUGUUCCUUUAUAACCAUAAUGCAGUUGUCAGACUCAAUAAAGUUAACAUUUAUAACAAUACUACCAUCUAAUACAUAGUUUACUUUCAGAUUUCCCCAGGUGUUCUAAUAAUGAGUUCUUCAUAGUUGUGUUUUUAAAAAAUAACAGCUUUAUUGGGAUAUAAUUUACAUACUGUACAGUUCACCUCAAGUGUACAAUUCAUUGGUUUUUACUGUAUUUGGAGUUGUACAGCCACCAUGAGAAUCAAUUUUAGAACACUUAUAUCACCCUAAAAAGAAACCCCAUACCCAUUAGCAAUCACUUGCCUUCCCUCCCACCAUCCCAACUCCCACCUCCUAGCCCAAAGCAAGCACUCAUCUACUUUCAGUCUCUAUGGAUUUGUCUUUCCUGGACAUUUCAUAUAAAUAUAAUCAUAUGAUGUGUGAUGUACGUGA
Homo sapiens (human) is the source of this 6545-nucleotide messenger RNA. RefSeq names its product cytochrome c oxidase subunit 7A2 like (gene COX7A2L). The transcript is spliced from 5 exons. The record is from RefSeq and is a predicted model, not a curated record. Bases 4320 to 4664 code for a protein of 114 amino acids. Gene Ontology annotation, biological process: proton transmembrane transport; mitochondrial electron transport, cytochrome c to oxygen. Lineage: Eukaryota; Metazoa; Chordata; Mammalia; Primates; Hominidae. Gene Ontology annotation, cellular component: respiratory chain complex IV; mitochondrial inner membrane.